Molecule: messenger RNA, 2397 nt
Organism: Adelges cooleyi (spruce gall adelgid)
Lineage: Eukaryota; Metazoa; Arthropoda; Insecta; Hemiptera; Adelgidae
Gene: Alas
Product: 5-aminolevulinate synthase, erythroid-specific, mitochondrial
Exons: 9
Coding region: 312-1922 (536 amino acids)
Biological process (GO): erythrocyte development; hemoglobin biosynthetic process; heme biosynthetic process
Cellular component (GO): mitochondrion
Molecular function (GO): 5-aminolevulinate synthase activity; pyridoxal phosphate binding
Source: RefSeq, a predicted model, not a curated record
UUACCUAACAGGCCAGCAGAUACGACUGUCGGUCGUCCCAUUUGUGGUGGUUCGACUUUCGUACGGGCCGUACCACAGAUAUCCUUGUACGAGCGACGGACAGGUACGCAUAAUAUUAGGUUGUGAAAUUUUUCGCUUGACACAACACCAUUAGUUAUUACUAACGUGACGUCAACGGUUGUGCGAUUGUGUUACCGAAGAGCGGGAAACAGCACACGGCCGCCUACGCCACAUCCCAUUCUUGGGUGAAAUCCGUUUGCCAGCCACACUUGGGUCCAAAUCAUUUAAAUCAAACUGAUUUAACUUAAGUUAUGGCGUGUCCAUUUUUGUCAAAGUUACCAACAAAUUUUGUCAAAAACUAUGUUUCGGGGCUACUCAAAAACUACGGUCAAUCUUGUCCUGUGGCAUCCAGAUUUUUAAAUAUAGGGUCUUCCGUUAAUGUUGCUGAGGAAGCAAACCAAGUAUCUGAUGUCGCAACAAAAUGUCCAUUUUUAGAAGAUGUAAAUACAAAGGUGGUAAAGGAAGUUAGCAAUGAAAUGAAAGAAGAUAUUAUAGAGCCCAAAAACGAAACAGGGAAUGUGUAUAACUAUGAGAAAUUUUUCCACGAACAAAUCAUGCGUAAAAAGAUGGACCACUCAUACAGGGUCUUCAAAAAAGUGAAUAGGUCAGCACUGAAUUUUCCUUUUGCCGUGGAAUACACUGGGAAAGAGAAGCCAGUUACAGUUUGGUGUUCGAAUGAUUAUUUAGGCAUGUCAUGUCAUCCAAAAGUUAAAAAAUCUGUGCAAGAAACUUUGGAAAAGUAUGGUUCAGGGGCAGGAGGAACUCGUAAUAUUUCUGGCAAUUCCAUGUUCCAUGAAAAUUUAGAAAAAGAUUUAGCGGCCUUGCAUAAAAAAGAUGCAGCGUUGUUAUUCACUUCUUGUUUUGUUGCUAAUGACUCAACGUUAUUUACUUUAGGGAAAAUGUUACCAGGUGUUCAUAUAUUUUCUGAUUCCGGAAAUCAUGCGUCUAUGAUCCAAGGAAUUCGCAAUUGUGGGGCUCCAAAACAUAUAUUCCGUCAUAAUGACCCGCAGCAUUUGGAAGAACUUUUGAAAUCGGUUGAUCCAUCUAUACCCAAGAUUGUCGCGUUUGAAACUGUUCAUUCUAUGACUGGUGCAAUAUGUCCUCUCAAAGAACUUUGUGAGAUAUCGCAUAAGUAUGGAGCGUUAACAUUUGUGGACGAAGUUCAUGCAGUGGGCUUGUACGGAGAUCAUGGAGCCGGUAUUGGUGAAAUGCGUAAUCUAAUGCACGACAUGGAUAUUAUUUCUGGAACAUUAGGAAAGGCAUUUGGUAAUGUUGGCGGGUAUGUUGCAAGUACAAGUAAUUUCAUUGAUAUGAUACGUAGUUACGCUGCCGGUUUUAUCUUUACCACGUCUUUACCACCAAUGGUAUUGGCUGGUGCUCGUGCAGCAAUUGAUGUAUUGGGUUCGGAAGAAGGAAAAUUACUUCGAAAAAAACACCAGGACAAUGUCAAUUACCUUAGACGAAAAUUGUACUCUGUUGGCUUACCUGUAGAGUCUACGCCUUCUCAUAUUAUUCCCAUUAAAAUCGGAAACGCCAGUUUGUGUUCAAAAAUUUCUGAUCUGUUAAUUCAAGAAAAAGGACAUUAUGUACAAGCUAUUAAUUAUCCGACUGUGCCGAUCGGACAAGAAAAGCUUCGAUUAGCGCCCACACCACACCACACUGUCGAGAUGAUUGAUGUGCUUGUAAACGAUAUGCUUGAAGUCUGGAUGAAAUUGGGAAUCCCAAUUAAAGCUACUUGCAACGUGUGCAAGAAAGAACCUAUGUGUUCAAGGAUUAGCAAUAGCAUACAAAACAACUGCCGAAUUACCAUCGAUUCAUGCUUGGUUCCUAAUUGUUACCAGCUGAUUAGUGCUUCAGCCUAAUUAUUAUUUUAAACAAAGUAUUCCUAUCCAUCAAUCUUCUUUAAAAUGUAACAUAUAAUUUAUAGUUAUAAUAAUUCUUCAUCAAUAUCUUUUCAAAUGUGGUGAUUGGGAAAAAUGGAUCUUAGGUCAGAAAAACUACUCUUUAAUUAGCUAUAAAAAUACAUUCUAUUGUUAUUAUUUUCGACCAUUAUUAUUUAAUAAUUAACAAUUGUUAUAAAAUAGAGAAAAACAUUUUUGUUUUCAAAUUAAAGUUCAUUACUAUUUAAUGUAUAAUUAUGUUUUGUUCUUUCUAAAACAAUAAGUUACCAGGGAAUCGUUUUAAGCAUAAAUCUUGUUUGUUGAAUUUUUUUUUACCAUUUAUUGUUUUUGACUUCUUUUCCAUUAUAAUUUAUAUUACUUCAAUAAUCGAAUUACUUAAUGUAUAAAAGAUAGAAAAUAGAAAAUGGAUUGUUAGUUAAUUAAAAAAUGUUUUUAA